Molecule: messenger RNA, 10409 nt
Organism: Xyrichtys novacula (pearly razorfish)
Lineage: Eukaryota; Metazoa; Chordata; Actinopteri; Labriformes; Labridae
Source: the annotation of a GenBank genome assembly
AUGAGUCUGGUCUCGGGCUUUCCUCAUCACCCGGUCAUGCACCACCACGACACCCACCACUGCUCUCUGCAUACAGCGGCAGGGCGCUGUCACGAGGACACGGGGGCACCUCCGUACUUCACGAGCUGGCUCAUUAGCCACGCGGAUAUGUCCCCCACAGAGUACGGCCUGGCUCCCAGUUACAGCCCAGAGUACCAUGGCAACAGCGGCGGCGGCGGCUCCACGGGCGGCCUGGACCAGCACCAUCACCACCACUACGGCCCCGGCGGCCUGGUCCCGGGUCCCGGCGCCAUCUCUGUAAAUGGAGCUGCUGUCAGUAUGCACCACCACCACCACCACACACACAUCCGCACCGUAAAGCGGAGGCCAACCGCAAACAGGAAGGAGCGGCGACGGACCCAGAGCAUCAACUCGGCCUUCGCGGAGCUGCGGGAGUGCAUCCCCAACGUGCCCGCGGACACCAAGCUGUCCAAGAUCAAGACUCUGCGGCUCGCCACCAGCUACAUCUCCUAUCUAAUGGACAUCCUGGACAAGGACGGACAGCACGGGGACACGCAAGCCUUCAAAGCCGAGCUGAAGAAGACGGAGGCCCGCGAGGAGCGGCGGAAGAGGGAGGCGGUAAGAGCGCGAGAGCACCGACAAACAGCCUGAACCCGAGAAAGCGAGAGAAGCGAGUCAACAGCAGCAGGGUGUUACUGUUUUACUGUGUGCGUGAGAGCAGCUCACACACACACAGUAACAAACACACACACAGACACACGCAGUGAGGUGUGACUCAUACAGAUCUAAUUCUAAAGUUUUAGUUUGAAAGUUUUUCCGCGCAGACACUCAGCUGCUCUGCAUGAUGGAGGACAGCCUGCAGACUUUAACUUCUGAAAAACAGCCUCACUCAGCCUACUGAUUAAAAAACAAACAAGCAAACAACAACAAACAAAAAAUAAUAUUAAUAAUUAUACAAACUAACUCCUCAUUUUGAUAUUCGCUCUUAAAGUUUUUUUUUUCAAGAGCUUUGUGGGUGUUUGUGGUCAGUCAUUCGUUCUCAGUCGUGAGGUUUCUGCUGUUUUUAGGCGCACACCUGAGUAUGAACACCUUUAUUUUCAUGUUUUCUCUGCCAAACAUAAAAAACAGCAGCUUAGAGUUAACACCUUUCUCUUUUUAAACACCAUAUUUAUAUUUUUUGAAAAAAUUCAAUAAUUAUUUUUUUUUUAUAGAACGCCAAAAAACUUCACAGUUGGAGCUGCGUGUGAAGACUAAUAUAAAACAGAGAAUUAAAUACAAAAUUAGUCUUAAUAAAAUGUUUGUAAAUUAAAAAAAUAUGAAUAUAUAUAUAUAUUUUUAAAUUUUGCAUUUACAUGUUGUGCAGCAUUUUUAAUAGAUUAAAACAAAUACUGCGAAGUAGGUAAUGAUAAAAAAAUGAAUGUCUACAAUAAAGCACGCACACUAAUGUGCAUUUAAGUUUUGCAAAUAGGAGUCAGAAAUGUAAAUAUUUGGUAUGAUUAAAAAAAAAAUAGAAACGAAAUAAUUUAAAGAUUUCAUAUAAAUCCAACUCUCUGGACCCGAAUGUGUUUGUGGCUAAAUUUGCACAAACAAGUGGGUUCACAGAGCAUCUUUUAUCAGUGUGUGUUUAUUCUGCAUGCGAUAAGCGCUGCAAUAUAAAAAUGUAAAACAAUCAUAAAUAAAGCUGCAAAGACAUACUAUAGCUUGUGCUGUAGGGCAAAUUACAUUCCUACAGCGUGCAAAAAGCCGUCCCAUUAAAAAAAAAAAAAAAGAAAAACCUUCAGCAUCACCAUCAGAGGUUUCAAAGUGUUCAUUACAGGAGGUUCCGGCGGUGUCCGUGUCGCACACUGGGAUUUUAUGUGUCUGUAGUUUUUAUGUCUCUGUCUGUCAGUCAGAUAUACUGUGGCACUGAAGCGUCUUAAAUUUGAAACAGAAAAUAUUUGGAGGUUUUGAGUCUCACAGAGAAACUGGAGAAUGUUGAAGAUUGUCUGAGACCGGAUUUGGUUUGUGGAAGAGAGACAGAUUAGUCCACUCUUUGAGGGCCUCCGGGCUGUUUCACAUUCAGCAGCGAGAUUACGGACAGCGCAGAUAUUUGGAUUAGGAUUAUUUCACAUUCAAACGACAUACACAGUAAAUUAUCUCCUCUGAAACCAGGAGUCAUGUCCGCUCUCCAACAACAGCCCAAACUCGCUCAGUCUUAUUCAUAAAGUAAGGUAUCCACGCUUUUCCCGUGGACCUUUGGCGUCUCACUGUGACAUACAGGUUUUGGUCUGCUUUAAGAAUGCUAAAUCGCUAGCAUGAGACAACAGAGCCUCAUAAAGCCAUUUCUCCCUACGCAUAAACAAAGAGAUUGGACAUAAUAAAAGCAAAGAGUCCAUGAGAGGGUAGCCGCUAAAUUGGUUUCCAUCAUCAGACAGCUUGGAGCCAGGAGGGGCCACGCGUUGCAACACUGUUAUUGCCAUAGCAACGCUCCCUCUGCACGUUUAAUUCUACACAUAGUUCUGCUCCCAGACCUGCAGGAUGUGAGCAGAAAAGUAGCAACGGUGGUCGUGUAGGUCAUUUAUACAGACAUUUCACUGAACCCCUUAAAUUUUUUUAAAAACAAGGAACUGUUCCUGAGGACCAGCAGCUAUUUUGUAAAACGCAACAGAAAUGAACUGAAAAGUGUCCUUAUUACUCCUCAAUGAAAUUCAGAAAAUGGCAAAAACUUAAAAAAAAAAAAAAAAAGUGAGACCUCAUUAAACAGUGAGGAAAUUUUUAGAAAGUGAAAAGAAACCUGCAUAUUUCAUGACAUUGCAAAAUAAAGUGAAACAAUAUAAUUUAACAUAGGCCUACAGAAAUAUUAUAUGCAAAAAAAAUUCACAGCAAAACACAAAGAAAUGUCACUGACCACCAAAUUAUUUCAAAAAUGAAAAAUCUUUUUAUCAAAUACAGAAAGACUUGAUCCGUACUCUGAAAGCUUUUUAUAUGGUUAAACUUCCACCAAAUAAACAAUGUUUUUGUGCAUUUUUCAGUUUAAAACCUGAGGAUCACAAGCUAUUUUGUAAAAUGCAACAGAAUUUAAAUGAAAAAGGUCCUUAUUACUUAUAUAAAAAAAAAAAAAACAUAAAAUGCCAAAAACUUAAAAAAUGUAAAUGAUCUCAUUGAAUACUGAGGAAAAACUUGAUCUGAACGCUGAAAUGUUUUAUAUGGUUAAAAUUUCACAAAAUACAAAAUGUUUUUGUGCAUUUUUCAGUGUUGCAUUGAUUUUUUCUUUUGGCGUUAGUGAAAUGUUUUUUUGUUUUACAGUUUUGCAUUCUUAUUAACUGUUUAACUUUUCAUCAUUUUUUAUCAUUCAAAUUUUUGCAUAGUUUUUUUAUUUUACAUAUUAGAAUAUAUUUUAUUAUAUUUCUCUGUGAGGUCGACUUUCACAGCCACUGUAUAACAGUACAAAGGCUUUUCCUAAUGUGGAAUUACAGAUGAGCUAACAUUAUUUUACUUUUUGGGCUUCUUGCUCACAGAGGUUUAGAUUUUUUUUAAAUAAAGGAGAGCAUCAAAACGCAGCUAUACUUUUAAAUUUGACUUAGUCAGUUUUUCUUACUUUUUCAUAAUCAAAUUUUAUGGAUCCUGAGGGAACUGCCAGCACCAGGCUGCUCCAAAACAAACCCAAGUAGCCCAUCAGAACAUCAGAUAUGCUAGAUAAUAAAUAUAAACUCUUUUGUCCAAAGUCUUGCAGCAUGUUUUAAAUAAACACAGCUGCACACUGGUUGAAUUAACUAACAUGGUGUUCAUUGUUAAGCUAAAAAGAAAUUUGUACUGUACAAAGCAUAUUCAUCUUGGUUUGCAAUGAAUCUGCAGACUGUCUAGAGGUUUUUACUCCUGUGGCUGACACACAGCCUCCUCUCUGCCUGAUGCAACAGGCUGUGACAGUCAGAGCGGACAGACAGGUGACAUGCUGACAUUCGCAUCCUCUCAUUUAUGACACAAAAAUUACACUAUUUCAGAAUCCUUAAGUGAGAUGAUCCAGAUUUGGAAAAUUCUCUAUAUAGGCUAUUGUUACUUUUAGUUUGAUGUUCUAUUCUACAUUUAUUAAUUCAACAAGAAAGUAGUUAAAAAUUUGACUUUGAUAUUUACUUGAAAAGAUCUUGUUUCUUAUUGCAUUCUGACUGUUAAUUUCCAUUCCUUAUUGUCCUCCAUUUAAAAUCACCACUUUUUACAUUUAUUUUCAAGUCAGAUGUCAGAUAAUACUAGUGUACUUCUUGGGACUUAAUUGGCCCAAUUUGGCCCAAAGUACAUUUGAAGCAUAUCUGAAAGUAAAUUUCUUGGUAUUUCUAGUCCCCUUUUUAGUUUACAAAAGUGCACUCUGAGGCAUACCUUUAUUUAUUUACUUAUUUUUUGUUUUACUUUAUUUUAAUUUUAAUUUGAUUGUUAUUAUUAUUAUUAUUAUAUAUUUUUUAAAUUUAUUUAUUUAUUUUAUUUUAUUUUAUUUUUUAUUUUUUUUUUGGGGGGGGGGCACAUGGUUAGGACAGGAAUUGAACCUGUGACCACAGCGGGUAAGACAGUCCCUAACAUGGGGUGCACUUAAAAAAUCAAAGCAUAAUUUAAAUUACCUUUUGGUAUGCUAGUAUUUUAACAGUAGUACAAAUUUGUAUACUUAGCUUGUACUGCUUAUCUUUUUAUGGAAGUAUUCCCUGACCAAGGAUACUUAAACCUAAGGCACAAAUACAUACUUAAGUAUAUAUUGAUCAAAAGUUUAUGUAUAAUAGGUUAAAUAUUUUUAGCCAAGUAUACUUAAUGUUAACUUUGUUAAGUAUAUUUCGGAAAAGAGCAUAAAAAGUAAACUGAAAGCAUACUUUGUAUAAAAAAAAGGAUACUUGAAGUACAAUUCAACAUACUUUUUUUAGUAAGGGUACACAUUCAUGGCAAAACAUGCAUAUGCUUAUUAUGCAUAUUUACUGUAGUUGGGUGUUGUUCUCUCCUAAAUGUGUGUGUGUGUGUGUGUGUGUGUGUGUGUGUGUGUGUGUGUGUGUGUGUGUGUGUGCACUGAAACAUCAAGUUCAUAGACAGAUUUAAAUUACAUUGAGGUUUGUUAAAAAAAAAAUCCACAGAAAACAACAUGCUUAUGGAAAACAAGCACUGAAAAGUCAAAGCACAGAUCAGGGCACUGAGAGACAAAGCUGCUGUAACGAUGAUCAAACCAGUGUUUAUGCCGAGCAAAGAAAUUCUGUCAGGUCACAUAUGGUGUAUUUGACACCUACUACCUAACACCACUCUUUGGACUGCUGGUUAAGCAUAAACAAACCUGUAGACAGGUAGGAUAUGGACUUAGAAAAAUACAGCAUUUUUAUGUCCCCCCAGGAAUUCUUCUCUGAAAUUAUACUGUGUUACUCCAAACAAUGAAAAGGGAUUUUCGCACUUAUUGUGGGUGUGCAUGAGCGCGCGCGCGCGCGCACACACACACACACACACACACACACACACACACACACACACACACACACAGAUGAUUAGCAGAGUAAUGAUGUCCUGAUCAGGAGGAAGUGUGAUUGAUUGAUGUGACUGAUUGAAGCAAGAGAGCUAUUUUUACUCAAACUGAGAUCACUGAUCAGAGGGUGUGGAGCUGCUAAUAUCGCAAGACAUUUCACUCCUCUCUCUCUCUCUCUCUCUCUCUCUCUCUCUCUCAUACUGCUGAUUCUGCUGCUGCAGUACAGAUACAAACAGAUAAUUGAUCAGUCAAUUUAAUGUGUUUUAUGUUAAUAUUACAAAAGUUAGUGUAUGAUUUGUUAAAUAAAUUGGUAUCAGUCGCUUAGUGCUCAGAAAAAGUGGAUUGAAGAGACAAACUUAAAAACAUAUUUAAAGUACAACCAGAAUAUAUAAUACAACCGAAAUAUGUAAAUGAUUAUAUUAUUAUCCAUAUUUGCACUAUGAUAAUCAAAAGGAUUCAUAGAACAGAAGGGCCUAUUAGCAUUGAAAAAAUUCUACAAAAAAUAUAAAGCAUGUUGACAUCAAUUUGUAAAAUGCUGCACAGUAUAAAAAAACCUGCAGAUACAUAACUGCCAGUAUGAAUCACAUAUAAAAAAUAUAAAUACAUACAUAUGCACAUAAAUUAAAACACACAAUAAAACUGUUAUUUAAAUGUUGUAAAUAAGAGACACAAAUGUGUAUCUAAUGGUCUAAUAAUAAUGAAAAUGCUCUUAUAAUCAUGUAGAAUUUAUGUACACAUACAAAAUUUCACAAAUAAUGAAAUAUGAAAUAUGGCUACACAUAUGUGCACAUAUGAAUGACGUGUUCUGAGGAAAAAGUUCAUAGCUAAUUUAUUGUGAAAUAAAUAACUGACCGUAUGCAACACUAUUGCAUGUACCACAUUACAGUUUCAAUGUACAGCAAUGUAAAAAGUAUAUUUCUGAUUCAUCUCUUGUUACAUAUUUAUUUAGGAAUGCAGUUUUGCUAUUGUGUAUGUAAACAGCUUCAUUUCAUUUAGGAGAUGCAUCAUAUGAUAUGAUAAUAUUUCCAUGCGCAAAAAUAUAGUUUUGCUGAGAAAUAAUGUUUUUUUUGUUUGUUUGCAGUUAAAAUGUAGUGCAUUCAGAGUUUUAUUUUUGGGUUAGAAAUGAGUAAAGUUGCUUUCACACCAGAGCUGUGUGGUCCGCUUUAAAUGGACCAAAGUUCGUUUCCUCGGAUAGUCCGCUUCGUUUGGGCAGGUGUGAAAGCUCAUCUGAACUCUGGUGCGGACCAAACAAGCGAACUCUGGUCCACCUGAAAAUGUGGGUCUUGGUUCGCUUGCAAGUGAACCCUGGUUCGGUUUGUAUGCAGUGUGAAAGUUCACUGGACCAAACACAGGACCAAAUGUAUGUAAUGACACUACAUGCAAUGCAUACGCAGUGCAUCUUGGGUAGAGGAAGCACGGCGUCCCUUGUUGCUAUGACAACAAGUGACCGCCAGUUGCUAGCUAGCGUAGCUCAAUUGUCUGAACAACAAUAACCCACGCCAUUAAUUAAUUCUGCAGUUGACUCUGCAAAGUCGGCAGAAAUCGCUUAUAUCCGUAUAUAUCUGCGUAUAUAAACGAUUUCUGCCGACUUUGCAGAGUCAACUGCAGAAUUAAUGGCGUUCUGAAUGAACGGGGCUUUGAAAAGUCCCGCAGCAUGUGUUAGACGUCACCACUACACAUGGACCAAUCAGGGGCUGCAUUUCCCUGUUGUCUGGGUAACAGUGGAAACACGGUCUCUGAUUGGCCCGGUUAUUUUCUGAUCGGGAAUACACGCUCUCUAUGGGCCGAAGUCCAGACUGUUGUGGGAAGGAACAUCAAGUGAUUCACGCAACAGGAUGGCCCGGCCAGGCUAGGCAAGUCCACCCCUGUUUGUAAUCCGUGAGUUUACAUACCCCUCCUACUUUGUCCAAUUGACGAGCACCCCUUUCAACCACGUGAUGCUGCUCAGAAAGUUGGGUGCACUUUAGAAAUCACGGUUCUGUGAAAGCAGAACUGAAUCAAGUGAUAAAUGCAACAAUGUUGCGACCUUCAGCUCCCCAAUCCAACCAAGUCCGCUUUGUCAGCUGUGAAAGCCACUUAAGAAGACUUUCUGCACAUUAUGCAACAAUAAAAAUUCUCAUUACCUCUUAUACCAUCUAUUUUUAAUAGUAAUAAUAGUAUUUUUAAUAUUUUUGUAUGCAUUUAAGACUUAAAGCAUGUUUACAGUUUUACUUUUAUUAUUUUACGCUCUAUUUUCGUGUAUGCCAGUGAGACUGAGGCGCACCGAGGUCCGCCAAGCUGGGCGUGGUGGCGUGGCAGAGGGAGGCGUCAACAGAAUCAGCUGGCGCAGUGACAUUUUUGUGCUCACCGGUGGUGUAUAAAGUGCGCUGAAAGCUUGCCGAUUCAAACCUGGUCAGCUUUCAGUGCAGGCAGAGCGCAGCUGGUCUAGAGGUAUUUUGGAAGACCAGCGGCGUAUCGGCAUACGUCACCGAUGCCUCACUGGCAGGUUUCCACAGUGUCAGGCACAUUUCAGUGCAAUAAAUAAUCAACAACUAAUAAUCUGAGUCAGCACAUUCAUUUAGAUCUAUAUAGAUAUAUUUUGAUCUAUAUCUGAUCUGAUGAGCGCGUUUGGCACACAACCUGACAACCUUACACACAACCUUAUUUCUCGCGCAGCUGGACCUGGACAUGUCUCCGUGUACUCUCCCCGUCCUGCUGCAGCUGCUGAACAGAUGAUUUGUUUCAGUGAUCAGAUGAGUUAUUUACUUUAAGCCUACAUACGAAUAUUAUAAUAUUCAGUUUUUCGAGCCAAAUUUAAUUUAUAUGCCAACAUCUAUGAAAGAAAGAGCCAGAGCGCGAUUCGUCAUUUACGAACAGAUGGUUCCGAUUUUAAUGCCAUUUUUGGAAUUUAUGUUGUGAUCUGUACGCACAACACACCUUUGUCACGUGAAGUUUAAAUAUGUGCAACUUUAUGUCAGUGUCUUUAUUUGUGGAAAGGGUGUUUGUCUCACCAGUGGGUCCAACCUUACACACACCAAAUCCUUUUGUGCUUAUAUGAGACUGUGCAGGACGCCCUCUGCAGCACUUACAGCGACACUUGUUGAGAGGCUGCCUUCUGUCACCAUCGUGUGGCAUUACUGUCUUCAGACAUCUCUUGAUCUCUUUGACUACUUCACCAAAAUUGUAAUACACCUUGCCGGUGGCGGAUUUAAAGGCGAGGAGAGGAGCUGAUGUUAUUGGUCAAUACAGGUCUCGGCUGUAUUAAACAUACUCCACACCCAUUCUCCUCCCUCCCUACGACUUAUGCCGCUGGGAGAAGCUGAGUUAGGGAGGGGGGAUACUUACGCAGGGCUGCGCUGCUCACCAAAAUACCAAACUGUGCUUGGGAAGGCCUUGUUGCGCGGCGGACCUGAUUUACGCCGCGCCUGCGGCAUGACUUCAAAAAGAAUUUUAAAGACGUGCCGCGAUUUAAAAAAAAAAUGACUAUGAUACUGAAAGCGUAAAACUGGACUAUCACAAUCUGCAAGAAACAGACUAACCAUGUUUAACAGCAUUUUAAAAAUAUUGGUAGGAACUUAUAAAUUUUGAAUCAUGCCCAUAAGUGUUUUGUAUUUGUAUUUCCCCCUAAAUCAGUUCAUUCUCCAACUGGAAACUAUUGUCACUUGGAUGUUAAUUUAUUUAUUUUGCUAGUUAUGUUUCCAUCAUUAUGUGGGAUUUUCAGUGAUUUAUUUGUGACUUUAGCAGCUCUAAGCAACAGCAUUUAGCUUGUAUGAUAUCUGAUCAGUUAUAAAUAACAGGUGAUAAGCUGAAGCACUCUCCUUCUUGAAGCUCCUCUUUACCUCAUCAAGGAGCCGAGCCCCAGUCAGCGCCAGGUUUACUGCUGGGCCAACCGACUCCAUGUCUCCAUCUGGCUGUUUUUCCACUCAGAGAGGAAAACUCGGAACCCAAUUCUUCAGCUGAAAACUCUCUAUCGAUCUGUUAUUCUUUAAUUGUAAAGCUAGUCUGGCUAAAGAUAUGCAGCGAGAUGAUAAUAUCCGGUUUGAAAUGUGUUUCUUAAACCUCAGUAUUUCUCAAUAAUUAAAGACUCAACAAAUAAAUAAGUGGAAUAAAGCUGUGGUAAAAGCAGGAUUAAAUUAAGCUUCAGUCUGAAAGCCACAGUUUUGGAUUAGCCAUGUUCUCAUCUAUGUUCUGUCCAAUUCUAAAGUGUUUAAUUUGUCAAUCAUCUGAGCAUAGCGUCUGUGAUUUUAGAGGGCGACCAGUGCGCUAGAUUAUACAGACCAUGGAGAGUUUACCCACUGAGCUCAGCUUCACUGCCUCACACUCUCCCCCGCAUGUCUGCUGGAACAUAAUUUCUGCUGCAAUAAAGUGAUUUGUUUUAGCGUUUAAAGACAGGGGGCACCAUAAAAUAUGAUCUAAAUAGUCCGUGAGAGGGAGGAGAGAAUUUCGUGGAAGAAGAGUAGCGGCUGUACUGUCACCGUCUCAACAAACACGGAGAUUACAUUAUAUAUUGCAAUAAUAAUAUUAAUAAUGAUAACAACAACAACAACAACAACAAUAAUAAUAAUAACUUCAUUAUAUAUUUAAUGAAUUAUUUUGAUAAAUUAUAAAUGAAAAAGCUUGGGACAUAUGUUUUCUCCAGGUUAGGGUUUUAAAAACGUCCUUGAAAUGUGUAAGCUUUUCUGAACCACUUAGCUGUUCUACAGUCAGAAAUAGAAACAGAUGAUCAAAUAUAAAUGAUAAUAAGAGGAAUUUUGUAGGCUUUAAAUUUAAACAUCAUUAAAGAAUAAGAAAUAUUUCUUUUGACAUAAGUUUUAUUUACUGAAUCUAACGUGUCAUGUGUUUGCAGGUGGACAUCCCGAAGACAACCUCCUCCUUCUCCUCGUCUUCUUCUUCGUCAGCUGCAGAUAAGAAGAGUAAAGGACGGACAGGAUGGCCUCAGCAUGUCUGGGCUCUGGAGCUAAAACAAUAG